Molecule: messenger RNA, 1486 nt
Organism: Brassica rapa (field mustard)
Lineage: Eukaryota; Viridiplantae; Streptophyta; Magnoliopsida; Brassicales; Brassicaceae
Product: delta-9 desaturase-like 5 protein
Biological process (GO): very long-chain fatty acid biosynthetic process
Cellular component (GO): endoplasmic reticulum membrane
Molecular function (GO): palmitoyl-[glycerolipid] 7-desaturase activity
Source: RefSeq, a predicted model, not a curated record
CAAUGAAAGUGUUAGCUGGUACGUAGAGAUGCCGUAAUAACUCAUCUAUUUACCAAUUAUAGAUCUUCUUUCUUUCAUAACGGUAUAUCAAAGUAUAUAGGCAGUAGAAAAAAACUUUAAUUGAAGGUUGGGAUGGGUGAAACAUGUGCUGCUGCCAUUAUAUUAAAGAUGGAAUUAAAAGAGGUAGAUAGAGAGCAUUUAAGAAGAAUCGUGAAUUUCAUUUAACAAGGUAGACCUUGGCGCAACAGCAUUAGCCCAUAUAUACCCAUAUCUGCUUAUGUUAUAUGUUUAUACAAUUCACAAGUUACAAUUAAAACAAGUGCAAUUCCUCAAGGCUCUGCUAUGUGUAAUCCCACUAGAGAUUAUGGCUCUAGCCAAAGCGGCAUGGUGCGUAAAGAGAAAACACCAUAUUUUCAGAGAUAUUGGACGUGGGCUGAUGUAGCAAGAGCGGUAACCGUCACGAUGGUGCACUUUUUGUGUCUCCUGGCGCCAUUUAACUACAAAUGGGAAGCAUUACGGUUCGGUCUAAUUCUCGUCGCAGUGACUAACCUGCUCAUUACAUUCUCGUAUCAUAGGAACUUGGCUCAUCGGAGCUUUAAGCUCCCAAAAUGGCUUGAGUAUCCUAUCGCUUACGCUGUAGUUUUCGCUCUUCAGGGUGAUCCACUGGAUUGGGUGAGCAUACACAGGUUCCAUCACCAGUUCACUGACUCGGACCGUGACCCACAUAGCCCUAAGGAAGGAUUCUUGUUCAGCCAUGUCAUGUGGAUAUUUGACACCCUUUAUAUAAAAUAUAAGUGUGGUGGACGUAACAACGUGAUGGACUUGAAGCAGCAAUGGUUCUAUAGGUUCCUACGAAAGACAAUUGGCUUCCACGUCUUAAUGUUUUGGACCGCUCUCUAUCUCUACGGUGGUUUACCUUACCUUACAUGCGGAGGGGGCGUUGGAGGUGUGUUAGGGUACCACGUGACAUGGCUCGUAAACUCCGCAUGCCAUAUUUGGGGUUCGAGGUCGUGGAGGACUAAAGACACAUCUCGUAACGUUUGGUGGCUGAGCAUAUUUACGAUGGGAGAGAGCUGGCACAACAACCACCACGCGUUUGAAUCAUCGGCGAGGCAAGGAUUGGAGUGGUGGCAGAUAGAUAUCACUUGGUACCUCAUUCGACUAUUUGAGGUUCUCGGAUUAGCCACCGAUGUGAAGUUGCCUUCGGAAUUUCAAAAACAGAAACUGGCUCUCGUUCAUUGAUGUUUAUUUUAAGAUUUUGAAUUAUUCGCAUCAGGCAAUCUAAGUUAUAAGUUCUAUAGUAAAGACGACUACAACAUUUAUAUAAGACUCAAGAUUAUGGUUAUUUGUUUCUCUUUCCAAAAUCAUGCUUAGUGUAUUCCAAAAUAAAUGAAUGUUUUACGUCUUUCUGUCAUAGUAGACUUAAAUGUUUUUGAUCAAGUGUAUUUCUUGAAUCAUUAGUUUAAAUAUAUUUGUUUAAAAUGAA